Callorhinus ursinus (northern fur seal) is the source of this 3110-nucleotide messenger RNA. The record is from RefSeq and is a predicted model, not a curated record. Lineage: Eukaryota; Metazoa; Chordata; Mammalia; Carnivora; Otariidae.
CCCAGCCCUUCGCCGUUCCGCGCCCGGUGGAGAGUCACGCCUCCUCUCCCAGGCGGCACCACCCAGAGCCCUCCGUGCCCUCAAGCCCCGCCCCUUACGGAAGCCGAGGCGGAGGGUCAGAAUCCGGAAGGAAAACAAUCGAGCGAGAGUAAGCUAGCCGGGACCUGCUGCCGGAGGGAGGUGGAUCGGGCCAGGAGCGGCGGGGGCGGGGAGGCGCGAGCCGGCCGGGCAGCGGCGUGGGGACGAUGGCGGCCUUGAACCCACGGAAGCCGACUGAAGCGAGAGGCAAGACGCUCAGCUUUUCCUAAUGUCAGCAGCACCAGUGCCACCAGCUGUGGGCAGCUGUGGGCCUGCAUGGAGGAGCCAAAACGGGGUGGAAAUUUCCUGCUUCAGGAACAAAGUGAGGAGGAAGGGCUUGUGGUUCAGUGCCCCUGUUCCCAUUACCAGCAUACAUGUGGUGACGUGGAACGUGGCCUCUGCAGCACCUCCUCUAGACCUCGGCGAUCUUCUUCAGCUGAACAAAGACAACCUGAAUCUGGACAUGUAUGUCAUUGGUUUGCAGGAAAUGAACUGUGGGAUCAUGAGCCUCCUUUCUGACACUGCCUUUGAAGACCCAUGGAGCAGUUUCUUCAUGGAUGUGCUUUCCCCUCUGAGCUUCGUCAAGGUCUCCAGUAUCCGCAUGCAGGGGCUCCUCUUGCUGUUCUUUGCCAAGCAUCAGCAUUUGCCCUUUGUCCAGAUCCUCUCUACUAAAUCCACCCCCACUGGCCUCUUCGGUUACUGGGGGAACAAAGGGGGCGUCACCAUAUGCCUGAAGCUUUAUGGCUACUAUGUCAGCAUCAUCAACUGCCACCUGCCUCCCCACAUGGCCAACAAUGACCAGCGGCUGGAGCACUUUGACCGGAUCCUGGAGAUGCAAAAUUUUGAGGGACAAGAUAUCCCCAACAUCCUGGAGCAUGACUUCAUUCUCUGGUUUGGAGAUAUGAACUUUCGGAUCGAUGACUUUGGGCUGCAUUUUGUCCGGGAAUCCAUAAAAAAUCGGUGCUACAGUGAUCUGUGGGAGAAGGAUCAGCUCAGCAUUGCCAAGAGACACGAUCCACUGCUCCGGGAGUUCCAGGAGGGCCCGCUGCUCUUCCCACCCACCUACAAGUUUGAUAAGAACUCCAACAACUAUGACACCAGAGAGUUCUCCCCUGCCCAUAUGCUGCCUGAAAGCCUUGCACACACCAUGCUUCCAGCGUUGCUUUCAAGACACAGUGUGCUUUUCCUGCUGUACUACGGAUGCCUGAAGAGACUGGCUCUGAUUUAUGACCAUCUCUGUGAGAAAAAACGCAAGCCUGCAUGGACCGACCGCAUCCUGUGGAGGUUGAAGCGGCAGCCCCAGGCCAACCCCCCCACCCAGAGGCUGCCAGCCCCCCACUUCUGCCUGUCUCUGAGGAGCUAUGUCAGCCACAUGAUGUACUGCAUCAGUGACCAUAAGCCGGUCACCAGCACCUUUGACUUGGAGCUGAAGCCAUUGGCGUCUGCCCCACUGAUCACUCUGAUACCUGAGGGGCUGUGGACCAUGGAGAAUGACAUGUUGGUCAGCUACUCCUUGACCCCAGACUUUCUCAGCAGCCCCUGGGACUGGAUUGGACUAUACAAGGUGGGCCUGCGCCACAUUAAUGACUACGUGUCCUAUGUCUGGGUCAGGGACAACCAGGUCUCCUUCAGCGAUGGGCUGAGCCAGGUAUACUUCAAUACCAGCAAUAUCCCUGAGACCGAGGACCAGUUUCUCCUCUGUUACUAUAGCAACAGUCUACAUUCUGUGGUGGGGAUAAGCAAACCCUUCAAGAUCCAGCCUGGCUCCUUGGCGGAGGACCCACUGGGGGAAGCCCAGCCACACCUCUGAGCCCGGAUGAGAGUGGAUCCAGGGUGGAGGCCAGAGAUGGUCUGCCCACACCGCCUGCAGUGCUGGGGGCCCAGCCCAGCCCCCGGAGGAGGCGGCAGGUAUCCUCCGUCUCCCUGGGGAGCUCUAGCCACACUCCUUUGCUCUCUCCGGUCCAGAUCUCUAGAAUCGGCCACCUAAAUACAGGUUUUUGUUGCUGAGAUAUGAGUGAAACCAGCUAGUUUGUCAACAGUGAAGACCUGGGACAGUCCACUGGAUGUGGGAAGGACCCUCCAGCUUGUAUCUUGUUUCUUGAUUUUCCCCACACGCACUCCCAGUCCCGCCCAAGCAGGCCUGCCAGGCACAUGCCCCAUCUGGCACAGGCCUGCAUUCUUGUCACGCCAUCCUGGGCCUCAGGCUGCCUGGGAGGGGGGAGAAGCUUGCAUCUGCACAGGCCCCAUAGGCUGGUUGGCACAAGCAGCCCUGGGUUCCAGGAGUCUUGGCAUCUCGUUGCCUGUCCCCCUGGGGGAUGGGCAGAAGGUUUGGGAUCCCUGCUUGUAGCAAAAGCAGUUAGACUAAGUGGGCAGGAUGGAGGGGUCCCUCUACCCAGGCUCUUAUGUAGGCCCUGUGGGCAGGAUGAUGAGUGUCCUGCCAGCACCCCUACCCCCAUGGAGUCUGACCCAGGAAGUUCCAGGGCUGGUGGGUCAGGCUCCGUGCCCUAACCUGCCCUCUUGUGAAGGUUUGGCAGGUGGUAGAGGAACUGUGGCCACAGACUUUUCCAGGGUGGUUCUUGCCCAGUCAAGCUCAUCUGCUCCUGCCCUUGCCUACAGUCACUGGCCAGAAACCUGUCCUCUCUCUAGACUGCCCUAGCACCUAGAAGUGGAGGCAGGCAGAGAAGAGAGCCAGAAUCUAGACAUUUUGGAGAAUCUGGCCUUGAGGGUCUUCAGAGAACAUUCUCUAGGUGCUGUGUGGGCACUCAGUCCCACUCCCGCCACUUGCCUCCAGCCACUGGUGAUUCAACGGCCCUUCUCCCAGGAGAAGACACCUCAGGGAACCUGCUCUGUGAUUGUCAUGCCCAUCCUAUGACCUGAGACUGAGGGACACUCCAGUCACUCUGUGAUCCAUACUCCACCCUGGGAGCCAUGUAUACCAUCAAGAACUGCCCCUCCGGCUUCUAGUGGCCUGUGGCUGUGUUCUAUGUCUAUUGUAUUGGGGGGGGGGGAUAAUUAGAAACAUGGCUUUUACA